Messenger RNA from Adineta steineri, 1005 nucleotides. NCBI's taxonomy places the organism in Eukaryota, Metazoa, Rotifera, Eurotatoria, Adinetida, Adinetidae. The record is from the annotation of a GenBank genome assembly.
AUGAUAAAAUAUCUUCGUGAAAAGAUUAUUGGUCAUCCAGCAGUCUUUUCUCGUGCUGGUGAUAUACCCAUAGAUGAUAAUAUAUCAUCUAUGCAAAGAACAAAUUCUCAAAAUAGUUUAAACGAUAUUAUGUCAAUAACUACAAAUUCAAAUGAUUCAACCAAUACGGAUCGACCUAUAAGUCAGGUAGAAAAAUUAAUCGCUGCUGGCGGUGUUGGUGGAAUAAAUAUGGUUCGUCGACCAGUAUCAUCGUCAUCACCAAUAAUUAUUCCAAAAAAGCCACCACGUUCAAAUACAUCAUCACAAAGUUCUUCAUCAUAUACAUCAGUAGCUGAUCAAAUGUCUUCGUUUGGUGAAUCAUCAAUACUAAACGAUGAUGGUGUAUCAAUUCCAACGUUACCAUCAGCAUGUCAACAACUAGAACAUUCAGCUGCACGAGAUCGUAUAUCAGUUAAAAAUAAACGACGACAACCAAUUAAACAAAAAUUGAGUACACUUCGAGAAACGGAUGAUAAUGAUAUAGAUUUAUUUUCAUCGAAAACAGAAGCUAUAUCAUCAACACCGGAAGAGGAACAAUCAAUGUUUAUAACAACACAUGUUGAGGUAAAUAUUAGAGUAGUUUCAAUCAUAUGUUCAAAUAAAAUAUGUAAAUUCUUCGAAUUUAGUUACAUAAAAAAAGAUAAAGCAAUGUCAUAAGUUUUGUGUCUGAUAUCAUAUUUAUUUUUUAUUUCGACAAAAAGAAAACGAUAGUCAUGAAUGUUUAUCUUUAAAGAUCAAAUUCAUUAACGUUGUAAAACAAAAGAAAGUAGAAUUAUUUUGCGAUACUUGAAAAUAUAUGUAUAUAGUCAAGCUUCUAUCAGUAUGAUGACCUUGAGAUCAUUCAAAUCUUUUACUACACCGUUAAAACAUUGAUUGUGAUAUUUUUUAGGAUAAGAAAGUAAAAGUGUCAGUCCUUUAAUGAUAAAUGAGUUUAAAUGAUAUAAUGUCCUCGUUUUCAAGGUUCUU